Molecule: messenger RNA, 734 nt
Organism: Panicum virgatum (switchgrass)
Lineage: Eukaryota; Viridiplantae; Streptophyta; Magnoliopsida; Poales; Poaceae
Exons: 5
Coding region: 1-624 (207 amino acids)
Source: RefSeq, a predicted model, not a curated record
AUGGAGGCGCUGCUAUGGGAGCUUGUCUUCCUCGUUGCUGCUGGUGUCGCGGUGAGGCUUUUGAUCCUCCAAGGUGUCGCCGGCGAGGUCUCCUUCUUCGGCCGCUUUUUGCUUUUGGUCCUCCGUGGCGAGUCCACCGAGGUGUUCUUCGUGAUCUGCCCCAUAUGCCUUAUGUGUAUAAGGCAAGGUCAUCUGGAGUGUCUUUUGGAGUUUCUCGACUUUACAGAUGAAAAGAAGACAUGGACUCGACUAUACAAAGUCCCCCCAGGUAGCCGUAAGCGGAAAUCAAGUGAGAGUAGGAUGAUCAUGAUCAGACCUACCUUUCCACAGUGGUAUCUAGAGCAUGAAAAACCUGACCAGCUCCCAGAGGCUAGUGUUGUAGCGAUUGUCAGCACUCCAUGGAAAGUAGGUGACCUGAUUGAGUGGUGGUAUACUGAUUGUUACUGGACCGGAAAAAUUAUUGAGUUACUUGGUGAUGACAAAGUUAAGAUAGCUUUGCAUGAAGAGCCACUUGGUGAAGGUGGAUACUAUGAUGCUGAUUGUAAGGAUCUGAGGCCAGCCCUUGAUUGGUCCCUUGAAAAAGGUUGGAGUGUGCCUCUUUCACAGGUAAUUAUUACACAAUGAAGUGCGCUUGGUACAUAUUUUUUUGUAAUUUUGUCAUAUAAACAGAAGUAGUAUAGAGAAGAUUGGGUUUUUACAUUAGAAGUUUGAUUUCACACAUUCUUGAACAUCAU